Aspergillus fumigatus Af293 is the source of this 747-nucleotide messenger RNA. It is a transcript of the gene fmaD, whose product is annotated as putative O-methyltransferase. Bases 1 to 747 code for a protein of 248 amino acids. The transcript is spliced from 2 exons. Gene Ontology annotation, molecular function: O-methyltransferase activity. Lineage: Eukaryota; Fungi; Ascomycota; Eurotiomycetes; Eurotiales; Aspergillaceae. The record is from RefSeq and is a predicted model, not a curated record.
AUGCACUGGCCCGAUUUCCUGGCCAAGACCAACUAUCGGAAGCCGCGGGACGACAAGGCGAGUUGUUACAUUGAUACUUUCCCAGAAAAGAAGAGCUUUUUCGAGCGUUGCAGCGCGAACCCCGUGCACCAGGAGAGCUUCUCAUCUUUCAUGGACGUGUGGGCCAAAGGAAAGAGACCGUGGCCGGAGUUCUACGACACCCAAGCACUGCUCGAUGGCGCCGACCUCAGUAAUGGAAGCCCUUUCGUUGUGGACGUUGGCGGACACCACGGCAUCGACUUGAUGCGCGUGGCCGAGAAGCACCCCGAUCUCCCCGCUGGGUCCCUUGUGCUCGAGGACCUGCCCGACGUUGUCGGUGCUGUCCACCUUACCACGGACAAGAUCCGAACUGUGGCGCAUGACCUCUUUGAGGAGGGAGUUGAGCAGCCCAUCAAAGGAGCGCGAGCGUAUUUUAUGCAUGCCGUCCUGCAUGACUGGUCGGAUGAGACAUCCGUCAAGAUUCUUCGGCAGAUUGCCGCUGUGAUGAAGCCCGGCUACUCCAAGGUGCUGAUCAACGACAUUGUGAUCCCAUCGACAGGUGCCAGUUGCUACCAAGCGGCCAUGGACUGUCUUGUGUUGCAGGCUUCAGCUAAUGAAAGAACCGAAGCCGUGUGGAGCAAGGUGAUCAAGGAUGCCGGGCUCAAGCUGGUCAAGUAUUACCCUGAUGGUCGUGGCUACGAGAGCGUGAUUGAGGCAGAGCUGCCAUAG